This is a messenger RNA of Leishmania mexicana MHOM/GT/2001/U1103, 5091 nucleotides long. RefSeq lists its product as hypothetical. The coding region runs from base 1 to 5091 and encodes 1696 amino acids. Lineage: Eukaryota; Euglenozoa; Kinetoplastea; Trypanosomatida; Trypanosomatidae. The record is from RefSeq and is a predicted model, not a curated record. The transcript has a single exon.
AUGGGAGCAGUGCCGAGUCGCGAAACCGUUGAGCACUGGCUCUCUCAGCCCCCCUUCUACGGCCAGCGCCAGGACGUUGUUCUCAUUCCGCUUCUGAAGAAGUUCUUUCCGAGUCCAGACUGCCACUUGUUCGUGCAGCUCUACGAGGCACGAUGUGAUCCGGCGGUGAGGUACUACUACUACGCUAAUGACGGCAUCAGCAAGGUGCAAUCGACGCCAACCACGCCGGUGUCUCCGGCGGUGUACGCGGCACACGAGGGCGUCGGCAACGUUGCCUCGCCCACUUACCUGGCUGAGGUGAUCGGCAAUGCCCCCAUCUACUGCCCUCCCGCUGACGUGUUUCCAUCUGUGAACUUGACGCGAGAGGCCAUGUAUGAUGCGUACAUCACCAACGGCGGAGAGAGGAUGGUCUACGAGACGGACGAGGAGAUGUUGCGAGCCUACCGUGCAGAUGCAACGUCGGUGCGGCCGCUGCCGUGCGCUGUGGCUUUCCUCUACCACCGACAGGCCUCAGCAGUGAGCCCCGCCACUUCUUCUGCGGGUGAUGUUGACUGCGAGGGGAGCGCGGAUGCAGCCUUCAUUAACGAGACCGUCGCUGUCGGCGCCUGUAGCUUCCCUGAAGACUGCACCGAGGUGCUGGGGUGCUACGUGAAGGCGACGGGGUUCAUCGGCGACGUGCACGGGCUGGGUGCCUCGUGCCCGCGAAAGCUGCCUUACUACGAGAUGCAGAUGUUUCUGACCAAGUCCGCCGGUGACCACCACCGCACGCACGUCCUUCUUACAGCAGUCUACACGUAUGCGGAGCAGUGGCAGCGGGCGUGUCUGCACUGUGUGCCGUGUGACCUCACAGCGAAGGAGCUGGCGCCAGCGGCGACGAAAAACGGCGACACUGCUGGCAAGAAUCUCGGCGACGCCUUCUUCUACUACAAACCCUUCUCCCAAUCGCACCACAUGCUUGUGGAGGCGAACCGGAUAGCUGGGCAUAACCGCACGGCGAAGUCCGCAGCCGCCGAGAGAAACGGGGGCAAGAGCGGCACCCUUGAGGUGGACGAAAAGACUCGGUUUUGGGCUCCACCGCCGCUGCCAUCACUCGUGAUGCGUAGCCGCCGGGCUAAUGUGCCGCUACUCUGCUUCCUGCGUGAGAUGCGCACGUGCGCGCGCUCGUUCUUUCUCUCGCACUUCAAGUACUCUCUUGAGCACCAGGACUUACUGAAACCGGGGUGUGGCGGAAGCACCGGCGGUGCCGACGGCGGACCGGAUCGGCAGACCGAGAACAAUCAUCUCACCACUCCCCUCGACCACGGAGCUGGGGCGAGCUGUUCCCUCAGCAUGCCUCCGCUUGGCAGCGUGCAAAUGUGGCUGCAGAGGGCGACGCGUGUGUCGGCGUCGCUUGCUGAACUCAGUGACGAGGGAUCAAGCACGGAUACGGAGUCAGUGCUGAAUUUUCACGUGGUGGCGCCGUACGUGCGUGCAUUGUCUGAGUUCAUUGUGGCCUGCCUGCUGCACAACAUCAACCCGCUAGAAGUCUCCCGGCUUUCGUCUGGGCCGGACGAUUCGGCAAUCGCGGCGGCCUCCACGGGCGAUGACUCAAAGGACGCCACCGCGACAGGGGAAGCGCCUGCAACUGAUGCGGUGGGCGGCAGCGCUUUUUUCUUCACCUCCACCACCGACGCGGCCAUGAUGGCCGCGAACCCGCCAUUCCCGCAGUCGUUCUCGUUCAUCCGCCUGCCGGACGAGGACAUGCUCGUACAACCUUGGCCACCGAGCAGCAGCGGAUGCGAGACGGGUGAUGAAGCAUCCACCUCCACCGCUGCCGCUAAUGCUGCUGCUUCUCCCUCAAGUGCCGAGCUGCUCUCGGUGUGGCGGUCUAGGCACACGAACCAUCAUCUGUUCUGGUCGGUGGGGCCGAGCAUCGUGAAUCGGCGCACUGCCACGGCGGCGUUGCUGCACUGGUACAGGACUGAAAAAGCUCCUGUGGUGUGGGGAUGCAACCUGGACGAGAAGGACUGCGAGAUGGUCGCUGAAGGCAAGGAGAGCGCCACCGCCAGUUGCAAUGUGUCGGCGGCGGCCUUUCCCUCUUCAUCCUUGGAGAGCUACAUGAGCACGGUGACAGUGAAUGGGCAGGAGGAGGAGCUGCUGCGCUGCAACACGGUGCUCAGCCUAAUGCGGUUGGAGACCGGGAUGCCUGCGGAGGCACGCGUGCUGCGUGUGUGUCGCAUCCCGCUGGAGGAACUGCUUCUUGGUGAGCUGCGGAACUCCAGCAAGCUCGCUCGCGAGGCGGGGCCAGAGGACCCACACUGGGUGCGGCAGGCGGACAGCACUAGCGGCGGUAGGGGCGCGACGAAGUACGCGUGCUGCGUGCUACACGCAUCCGAUCCGGCUGAGGGGGAGUCCAGAACGACCAUUGCGAGCAAGGGCGUGGAGCUCCCGACCGUGCCACCGGAGGCUGACGGGAUCAUCGGUGAUGGGUCAUCGUGUCUGUGGCGGGUCACCUUGAUUGACCGCAUGUGUCGCAUCAUCGCUGUGACGCCGCAGUUCCUGAAGUCGAUCCGCAAGAAGCACCCCAAAAAGAAGAAGACGCAGCCUAAGGUGGUCAUCGUGCACGGUACGGCGGCGCACGUCUUUCUGCCAGUCGUCUCCCUCUCACCAACCGCCGCUUCGCCCACGUCAGUGUCGCCAAACACGACAGCGCCCGCGCAGAAAGGCGUGCUAGAGUUGAAGGAGAGCGAGACGACGCCAGCGCGGGCCUCCGUGGUCACAUCACCAGACAGGCAGAGUACUGUAGCGGUGGAGGAGGCAAGGCCUGGCGGCACUGUAGCCGUGCCGGAUCCUCUUGCGCCCGAUGCCACCACUGCCACCACCGCAUACGCCUCAGCUGCAGCGGCCACGCAGGCCAAAAAGAAGACGCAGCAGAUGGCGAACGUCGCCGCAGCGCCAGGCGUUGCCUCCACCUCUACUGUAACCGAGUCGAAGGCUGGGGAUACGGUGGGGCACCCUCCAGCGGCCGGCGCCGCCAAUAUGGCUGUCAGCACUGACCCCGCUGCUGUUGUUACUCAGCUCAAGUCGACGAAGGGGGCAAAGACGACCCCAGCGGAGACGAAGAAGGCAGGGGCAGCGAGGAGGGGGUCAUCGGAGACGGUGACGCACACUACUGCUGUAGCAGACGACAAGCAGCGGAAGUCUUCAGCAUCGUUCACCUCCAUCGCGCCUGCCGCCACAAAAGCCAAGACGAUCAAGCCCACCGCGCGUGUUCCUGGGGCUUCGACGACCUCGGAAAAAGCGAACGAGGUGAAGGCAGGCAACGCCUCUUCAGGCAGUAGCGCCGCGGGAGCCGCGGAAACCUUCGCGACAACAACUCCCACCGCGAAAUAUGCCACCAUUCCAACGGCAGAGAGGCCGAAAAAGACGUCAUCACUGCCGCGGCCCCCGCAGCCCCCGGUGCCAGCUGGCGAGUAUGACUCGAGCAGCAAGAGGGACAAAGCUGGUGCGGGUGGGAAGCACCCGGUCCCCUCCGCCGCCAGCUCGGUCGGUGGGACCAGCUCGUUCAGUGGCGCCAGCGCGACAGCUUGUGCUCCGCCCCACCCGCCGGGAGGCAGCUACUACCCGCACCCGCCGUUUUACGAAGCCAAAACGCUGCAGCAGCUGCUGCGAGACCCCUACGAGCAGCACGGCUACGGCUACCGAGUACCGCCACCGCCUCUGCCUUUUGCAGCCCCCCACAGUAGUUCCAACGCCACACCGAGCUACGUAGGCUACUACUACAGCCCCGAUGGAUAUCAGCUGCACGCCGGCUACUGCGGCGGCUUCUACACCAACAUCAAUGGCGCUGGGUACUAUAACACAGACAUGUGCGGCGGCGCAGCAGCCACUGCUGAUGUCGGCAAACAUAUGGGCGGCAGCGGCUACGGCGAUUCACCAUAUGUGUACGUAGCGCAGCCACAGCAACUGCAGGCGCUGCCCCCACUGUGCCAGCAGCGGCAGCACACGGGAACGACGGGGGAGAUUCGUAGUGAAGGCUUGUUCUCCCACGAGCAAUCCUACUCGCUGCCAGCGAAGGAAGAGGGUAACGGCUACGAGGCCAUCCCAACGGCGGCCCCAGGCAGCCGACAGGGAAGUGCGUGUUCCCUGCGGCAUCAUGUGAGCUUUGAGGCAGGCGUUGGCCUGUUGAAGGAGGCCGUGGGAGACAAGGCGGGCCUCAGCUCUCCAAGACGGGAGGCCACGCUUCUGCGCCCCGGAGGGCUCUGCAGUGGCUCUUCCCCUAUUUCUCUCGCGUCCCCUAACGCGCAGUCCCCCAACCACCACCACGCAUCCCCAAUGCCGUCAACGCUGCGACUCCAGGGCUCCGACAUCGGCGAGUUGACGUCGCACGACUUCGAGUACCACCACAACGCGUCUGUGAGCGGCACCGGCUCGCACCUGCACUUUCAGCUGGAUGAAUUCAACUCGCCGGUCACGAACGACAGCAGCAUUGCGAUGUCGAACGGGCAUAACUGGGACCAUACCAGACACGUGAGCAGCCCGUGCCAGACCAGCACCAUAAUCAUGGAGGAUGCGGGGGUGCCGUGGGUCCAGGGUUGCAGUUCUGUAGGCGGAUCGGUGAAUGUGACGGUGCGGGUACGCCAUCACCAUAACCGCACGCACUCCCACGCCGCGAGCUACCUCAGCGAUGCCACCCUGGACUCUCUAAGUACGUACCACCACCAUCAUGACAUGACACAUCACAUGAACCGCAGCACCUCCGUGGCGAGCGGCAGGGGUUUGGGGGGCGGGGGUGCCAGCCUGAACGGAGCGCAGAUGUCACACAGCUGUGCGAGUCUGGAUCACUCGUUGAAUGCGUUACACAGGCUAUCCGGUACCGGGUGCGGCUCUCUUCGUGAAUACAGCAUCGCUGCGGAGGGCGAUCACCGCCACCAAGCCUCAUCCCCUCGCGAACACCACGAGCACGAGAACCGCCAUCAUGAGCCUGGCGUGAUGGCGAGCAGCACGCGAAGCGGUGACACGGCGAGCGCAGCGAGACGGACGGGCAGGCGUACGGGAACAUACCGGUGGGACUGGCGCACGGCAUCUCUAGAUAUGGGAUAUGAAGACUGA